Molecule: messenger RNA, 5737 nt
Organism: Cuculus canorus (common cuckoo)
Lineage: Eukaryota; Metazoa; Chordata; Aves; Cuculiformes; Cuculidae
Gene: MOB2
Product: MOB kinase activator 2
Exons: 5
Coding region: 205-912 (235 amino acids)
Biological process (GO): positive regulation of protein phosphorylation; signal transduction
Cellular component (GO): nucleus; cytoplasm
Molecular function (GO): protein kinase activator activity
Source: RefSeq, a predicted model, not a curated record
CUUCCGGCCGCCCCAGUGCGCGAGUGUCAGGCGGCGCGGGGAGCCGGUGGCCGCCCCGCCCGCGUCUCGCAGACGGAGACGGAGGCGGUGGCGGCGGCGGAGGAGGAGGGAGCCCGCGAGCGACCGAACAGCCCGGCCCCUAUGAGCGGGCGCUGAGCGGCGAGCCGGCGGCCGAGGGAGCUUCCUGGCGCGGCGGGACCAGCCAUGGACUGGCUGAUGGGGAAGUCCAAGGGAAAGCCAAAUGGUAAAAAGCCAGCACCUGAAGAGAAGAAACUUUACCUAGAGCCAGAGUACACAAAAUCCAGAAUUACGGACUUCGAAUUUAAGGAGCUAGUGAUGUUACCACGAGAAAUAGAUCUCAACGAGUGGCUAGCCAGCAACACAACAACCUUCUUUCAUCACAUCAACUUACAGUAUAGUACAAUCUCAGAAUUCUGUACAGGAGAGUCAUGUCAAACCAUGGCAGUGUGCAAUACACAGUACUACUGGUAUGAUGAGCGGGGAAAGAAGAUCAAGUGCACUGCUCCUCAGUAUGUCGACUUUGUCAUGAGUUCAGUGCAGAAACUAGUGACAGAUGAGGACGUCUUUCCAACGAAAUACGGCAAGGAAUUCCCAAACUCAUUUGAGUCUCUAGUGAAGAAGAUCUGCAAGUACCUGUUCCAUGUGCUGGCCCAUAUCUACUCCUCACACUUUAAGGAGACUUUAGCACUGGAGCUGCACGGACAUUUAAACACGCUCUACACACACUUUAUCCUAUUCAUCAGGGAGUUCAACCUCGUGGACCCUAAAGAGACCACCGUCAUGGACGACCUCACAGAGGUCCUCUGCAGCAGCAGUGGGAGCAGCAGUAAUGGGAGUGGCAAUGGGAGCAGCAACAGCGCAGAAGCACAGAACCACGUGAAGGAGAGAUGAGCCCCCCUGCAGGAUCAAAACUAACAUUAAAAACAAUAUUAUAUAUUCUCUGUGUAUGUGUAUGUAUAUGUUCAGAUAUACAUACAGACAUAUACAGCAAUGAAAGAAAUUCUGCUGCCACCACAGGACGUGUAGUCAUACAGGACUGUAUGGAGUUUUGGUUUAAUGCACCACAUGGCGAGAAGUUGCACCAGUUUUAUUUUAUUUUCUGUCCACUCCUCCUUUCACCUAUUCAGACGGAUGAUGAGUGCUGUUUUUAGAAAAGAGCCAAGCUUGAGUGGGGCAACUCUUGGUUUUUUUGUUUGGUUUUUUUUGUUUGUUUGUUUGUUCGGUUGGUUGGUUGGUUUAUUGAUUUUCUCUCUUUGGUCUUGAGUGCAAGCCCUUUGUCUUUCUAGGACGGUGGUCCUGCCAUUUAAAAAUUAUCUAUUCUAUUGUAAGAAGUGACUUUUACUUUGAAGUGGCUUAAAAUGCAGAUUUGUUUGGGUUUUUUUUGGGGAUGGGGUGGGGUGGUUUUUUGGUUUGAUUUUUACAUAGACUGCCCCUUACCUUGCCAAAAACUCCCCAGUUGAGUGCAUCUUGCCCUUUGUUAGCUUGGAAUGGGAAGAAACUCCUGGCUUGACUGAAGUAGCAACUAGAGGCUUGCUACGUGUUGAAAGUGGGCAUGAUUCUCCAGUUGUCCCAUCUACCUGUUCACAACAUGUGAACAUGCAAGAGGGUCCGCAGGCCUUUCUGCUUAUUGCUCCUACAACAUAUAUACUCUUUUCUCUGCUCUUCCACCUCCUUUUUUCCCAGGCGCACCUCUACAAGUAAAGAGAGUAAGAUUACUGGAGUCCAAAACCCAUGUGAAAGAGCCACCAUCGUUUGCUUCCCAUUGAACAGAGGCCCAGGGAGGGAGGAGAAGGGUACAUUGAGUCAGUCACUGCCUGUGCUAGAAAGAUGGCUGUUGGCAUAAAAUUAUAUUGUUGGCUUAUUUUAGUUCAUCUGUUCUAUAAUAAUAAAAACAAAUCUAUCAGCCAUAAGCUUUGGUUUUGUGUUUGCAGCAUCAGAAGUCAGUGGAAUACACCCAUACAGCUUCCCUUUUACCACUGAAUGUUGUUGCCCCUGCUGUCAACCGGCUUUGUAAAUAAUUGUUUGUAUUCCACCCUGUUAUCUUAUGUUUACAAUCAAUUCCUUGGAUUUUCUGGUGGUGCUAGGAACCUCCUUCCCCAGGUAAUCCGAAGAUAAGCAAGCACUCAAAAAAUAAGCAACACAUGGAAAGGAAGAAGUUUCUUCAUACUUGAAUUCUGCAAAUGCAGUGGUCUCCUGGAUGUUUGAGGAAAUAUUAUAUCACACUAUCUGUGGAUACAGUAUUGUAUCAAUAUAGUGUCUGGACAGUGAUAAUAUUCUUUCCUUCACAUUUCUACUGAAUUCUUACAGUCAACACUUCCAACUGAGAAAAUGCCAAAUUUGCUUGCAAUUGUGCUUCUAUCAAAUCUGUGGCAGUGUCUGAGAAUUGCUUGUUACUAGUUUUAGUCAUUAUCCUGAGGUAUAGACAUCAUUAAUAAGUGACCUGGCAUCAAUCCUAGAAACUUUUCUUUAAUGAGAUCUGCAAUUGUAGUAAAAGUCAAUAGAGAGAAGAAAAGGAAAGCAAGUGCAAAGAAAAAGGAGAAGGGGAAGCAUGAGCAGGAAAGGAGGGCAAAAACCAAAAAGCAUCAGCAAGAAAAAGGCUUGUGAAGAAGUGUGCAAGAGCAACAACGGGUAAAGUAAGGAAAAUGUGCAAGUGAGAAAAAAAAGAGCAAAAAGGGACAAGCACAGGAGAAGGGAAGUGGAGGAACGAGUAAGGGAAAACGACCUCAAACUUUGUGAGCCCAGACUUGUCCAAUGUUUGUUUCCAGAUUGUGGGUUCCUUGUGAACCUGCAGGCAAAUGCGCUGGAGUCGCAGUGACCUGCUCAUCUGAGUGCUGUUAACACAGGCUCUUGAAGAGCACUCCUUCCUCACCACUCCUCCUGCUAUGGUCUCCAUAGCCAGACAGAUAUUCCCAUUCAGUCUCCAUUCACGUACUGAUGUGACCCUUUGCACCACAGUUCCCCACACUAAUGUCUGAAGGGAAAACCGGAGGUCAGCAGCAGUGGUGCCGUUCAUAAGGCUGCUGUCCUACUUGCAACAAAAGCAUACAGCGGAGUUUAAAGUAAGAAAGUAAUAGCAAGGACAACCACACAAAUGCCAGUAUUUCUGGUGGUCUGCUUGCAAAGAUGCAUUUGCAAUCUUAAUUCUAAAAUAUCAUUUAGAAAUGAUAGAUGUUUGGGAAAGGUUUGACUUGAACAGGAGGCAGUUCAGCUCUCUCUGAAACAACUCUUUAAGUUUCAGAUCACAACACAGUGACUGUAGUUCAGCUUCCCAGGAGAACUGACAACCUUGUACAAAGUCUGAGAACCAUUUGUUGAUGCAAAGCAGCAAACCUUUAUUCAGCUACCAGGAGAACAGUGAAGUACCAUGUUACCCAUGCUUGCUGUUGUUCAUGGCAGCUGUCCCAGGUUUAUUCUGCGGACAUCGGAUAUUCCUGAGACCACAGGCACUUCAUCUAGCAGGGUAAUAUUUUAUAUUUUUACAGUACAAAUAAUUAAUCCAUCUUCAGUGUAGCUGCUCUUGUUAGUUUUAGCAGUGGCAAUAAGGAAAAAAACACUGAAAUUGUGCCAAAACUAAUGUUCUUGUUAGGAGUAAAUGCUACUGUAAAGCUCAGGAUAAAGGCAUAUUUUAGAGGUCACUGAAUUAUGGUGUAGUUACACCAGAUACAGAAGUGCUACUAAGUCUUCAAACUCUGUGUGGCUGAUGCCAUUGAAGCCUGUCACUGACUAUCUGCACUAUAAGCACUGAACCUGAAUCUCCCUGUGUCUAAAAGGCAGGCUUAGGUCUUCUAAUAUGGAGGAAAUUAUCAUACUGCUGCUUUGAAUGUGUUUUGUAAAUUGCUUAAAGUGGCGUCAGAACAAUAGAGGCAGCUUAAUAAUGCUGCAUUCAAACAUCACCACUCCCCACCUUAAAGAUCAUGAGGGACUGUACCGUGGUUUAAGGGUUGCUAAAUAAAUAGAAGUAAAUAAAAAACACAGAACGCCCCAGAGAAAAUGAUUGAACACUGCUAGAAGACACCUCCUGAACUAUCUACACCCCUCAUCAUACAUGCCUUUGCAGGCCUUACCUUGCUUGGCUCUCGGCUUUACGUGUGCCACUGCAGAAGCUCUAACCAAUGUUCAGGCCUAAAACAAUGGCAAUGAGCACAAGCUGUCAGAGGGCUACAGUCUUUCCCUUAAACCCAACAACAGCCACAUGGAUGUUUUGUGGGAUUGCAUUUGUGAUAGUUGGUGCUCUGGAGACAAAUGAUGUGCUGAAGAGCUGAGGUUGCAUAAAUUGAUAGCAAUGGGGUGAAAUGUUACAGCAAGCUGAAACUUCUCUCCGCCUCCUCUCUUUGUCAUUAUCAGUAAGGCUUUGAAGAUGCAGUGCCCUUAGGGAAUCCCAGCAUAAGCUCCCUUAAGUGAAAACAGGAGGAAAAUAGAUUUCAUCAUACAUGCCAUCUGGAAUAAAUACCAGCAGCGGGUAAGCAGGCACCAAGGUCAGUAGCUUCUCUCUGCUACAUGGGCUGCCUCUGGCUGUUCGUGGGAACAGGACACAUGAACAGUGCCACCAAGUCUUUCACACAGCCACAUUUAGCUUUGACCUCAAAGCAACAGAGCUGCAUAGAGAUCAUAGGACCCACUUCGCCCUAACCCUAAGAAAGGUCCUGAAGUGGUAAGCUGUAAAUCAAGUCAGCUGUCUUCUACUUGAGCUUAGUAAAAUUGGAGCCAUGCCAUCCUUUCUUGCCUGAGGAAGGAAAGAUAACUUCUUGCAGGAAGUUAUCAAGUCUGAGAUCCUGGAGAGCCCACUCAUUUUAGAUAUGAACAUCAACCUUUUUUAAUCACGAAUUUUAAGAAAAUUGUCCUUGUUUCUCAUAGAACGCUUUCCUGAUGAAAAGGUUUGAGGAGGGAGAAAGAUGUGUUCUAGCUUUGAGGUACCUCCAGUUCUGGCCAACCAUGCACAUACUGAGGUGCUCCUGGAAGGGAUCAGAGGCUAAACGUGGGUGCUGUCAGGUAACAAUUAGCUCCUGUACCUGAGCAGAAAACUUAGACUGUCACCAGAAAAAGUAAUCCCACAAAAGAACAAGCCAACUUUAUGAGCACUUUCUAAGUAUGCUGAUCUCAUACAAAGCCAUGCUUCACCAAACAAGCCCUUACUCACAUCUGUCAUGUAACUUGUCCCAGCCAAUCCUUAGCUCACCAUUUCAGCUGUUAACAAAGACUCAAACCCAGAAAUACUCUUCCGUCAUCUAAACUCAGGACAGAAGAACAGGUUGUAGUUUUAUUCUGUUUGAACUUACUGAAACCAAUGUUUCACAUCUCCAGCACAAAUGGCAACUAUCAGACAGUUUAAAUCUAUCGCCUGGGCAGUAUUUAUAGCCCAGAGUUCAGUAUGGCUAAGUCAUCCAUGCUGCUGUGGCAAUUCUAGUGCCUAAAUACAAGCUCAGUUCCUGAAGGAUUUAAAGACAGAUCUGGUAUCUUUACAUGAUAUAGCUGUAUGCAGUACAGACAAUUCCCAAUAUUCCCAAUGGACGAAGAGAAAAAACACCAAACAGCUGGCAGCCCUGCUCAGUGUGCUAAUGGUGUCUCCAUUCUUCUCAUGGACAGAAGAACUGUUCUGGUUGUGACAGCUGACAUGAACAAUAAGACUUUUCAAAGCUAGUUUAGCAUGUGACUUGGAGAAAACAGAAAUUGUUGUGGUCAGGCACUCAGAUGAGAGAAAAUUCAGAGAGCUUCGUCU